AUGAAGAAAACGCACCGCAUGUGCGCGACUGUGUACGACACGCACGGGCCUGAGAUCACCAUCGCCAACACCAACAACGCCACAGUGACGAUGACAGCGGGCAGCACGGUGGUGCUGUCAGGCGACAAGGACCACCCCGUCACUGCCCAGGCGCUCCCCCUCGCCUGCCCCCAACUCGCCAAGGCGGUGAAGCCAGGGGACGAGGUGUUUGUGGGGCGCUACCUCUUCACAGGCAGCGAGACCACGUCCGUGUGGCUCAAGGUGGAGGAGGUGAAGGGGGACGACAUAGUGUGCACAGUGACCAACACGGCAGAGCUGCAAGGGGACUUCUUCACUGUUCACGCUGCCCAGGUGGACACGGACAUGCCCAUCCUCUCCAAGGUGGACGAGCGCCAUCUGUCCACGUGGGGAGUUAACUGCUUGCCGCACAUCAUCUUCCUCUCCUUCACCCGCAACGCAGAGGACAUCAGAUAUGCGCGCAAUCACCUCGCCCAACUGGGCAAGCUCUCGCAGUCCUUCAUCUUUGCCAAGAUCGAGAGCAUUCAGGGGCUGAGGAAGAUAGAUGAGAUUCUGUCAGAGGCAGAUGGGCUCGUGCUGGGGCGAGGUGAUCUUGGAAUCGACCUGCCUGCAGAAAAGGUGUUUCUGAUGCAGAAGGUGGCAAUCUACAAGGCCAACAUGGCGGGCAAGCCAUGUGUCAUCUCGCGAGUGGUCGACACGAUGACAGACACGCCCCGCCCCACCCGUGCUGAGGCCACCGACGUCGCAAACGCUGUGCUGGAUGGAGUGGAUGCUAUUAUGCUGGGAGCUGAGACGCUGAGAGGGCUGUACCCUACUGAGACAGUGUCAACUGUGCGCCUCAUCUGUUCCGAGGCGGAGAAGGCAUACAACCAGGAGCUCUAUUUCAAGAAGGCGGUCAAGGAAGCUACCGACACCAUGAGCGAGCUUGAAGCCAUGGCCUCAUCCGCGGUGAAAACAGCAGAGAAGGUGCACGCAGCAGCGAUUGUGGUGUUCACCUCCUCGGGAAGAAUGGCCAGGCUCGUGGCCAAGUACAAGCCAACCAUGCCCAUUCUGACGCUUGUCAUUCCACGCCUCUACGUUGAUAAGCUCAGAUGGACGGUGCAGGGUGAAGUCCCGGCCCACAUGUGUUGUCUGAUGCGAGGCCUCAUCCCCAUGAUGGCUACACCCAAGACACUGGAGCAAAGCGAUGUAUCCACUAACGAGACUGUUCUCAAGGAGGCCAUUCUUCAGGGCCAGCGCAUCGGAGUGCUGAGGAAGCACGACAGGGUGGUGGUGGUGCAGAAACUCGGCGACUCCGUUGUGGUGCAGAGGUUCAGUGCUGCAUCUGGCGCAGUGCUGCAUCUGGCGCAGUGCUGCAUCUGGCGCAUCCACAGAGAUGAAGUUCCACCCCUCUCCUCGCCUCCCCACCCCCUCUCCUCGCCUCCCCACCCGCUCUCCUCGCCUCCCCACCUGCUCUCCUCGCCUCCCCACCCGCUCUCCUCGCCUCCCCACCCGCUCUCCUCGCCUCCCCAUCCGCUCUCCUCGCCUCCCCACCCGCUCUCCUCGCCUCCCCACCCGCUCUCCUCGCCUCCCCACCCGCUCUCCUCGCCUCCCCACCUGCUCUCCUCGCCUCCCCACCCGCUCUCCUCGCCUCCCCACCCGCUCUCCUCGCCUCCCCACCCGCUCUCCUCGCCUCCCCACCCGCUCUCCUCGCCUCCCCACCAGCUCUCCUCGCCUCCACGUAGGGCAGAACGCAGGGCCGCUGCUCCCCUCUCUCAUCCCCUUCCCAACCCCUCUCUUCCCCUCCCCACCCCUUCUCUUCCCCUCUCCACCCAUUCUCUUCCCCUUCCAAACCCGCAGCAGAUGCAGUGGACAACACAGGGCCGCUGCUGGGGCGAGUGGGUCAACUGCAGCAUCAGCUGCACCACCAGCUGCUGCCCUCCUCCCAAGCCUCCACCCACCCACUACCCUCCAACCCACACGGUCCGAACCAAGCAGCAGUACGCUCAGAACGUUCUGACCAAGUCCCCCUCUCAGAGGGCUCAAAUCAGCAGCGGAUUGAUUCAGCAGAUUGGGAGGACCAAGCCCUAG
This is a messenger RNA of Closterium sp. Naga37s-1, 2088 nucleotides long. The record is from the annotation of a GenBank genome assembly. NCBI's taxonomy places the organism in Eukaryota, Viridiplantae, Streptophyta, Zygnematophyceae, Desmidiales, Closteriaceae.